AUGGCCACGAUUGAUCGGACGGAGACCUGCUGCUCAAUUGAGGAAGAUGCCGAUGUGCACCAUCGGAGGAAGAAGCCGCAGCAUGGCGACCCUAACGAAAUUCUGACUUUCAGCCCGGCUCAUCAGGGCGAGGCCGACACUUCUCGAAGCAGGAAGAGAGAGCGGUCUCCCCCGCCGGGGACCGACCAGACGAUCAACUCACCUUGGUGCGUGAGCACAAGCCAAGGUGACUCCCUUCUAUCGAGAAGACAGAUCAAGGCCUAUGCCCGGCAAGCCUAUUAUGUCGGGCAGAGAGUGUUGCACGCCAGCAGUAGACCGGCGCUGGAGCCAAUGCCGAAUAAAAUCUCAUUCACCGAUGAAGACGCCUUUCUAUUCGACCACCCCCACUCAGACGCCAUGGUGAUCACGACGUCAAUCAUGGCGAUAAAAAUCCAACGCAUCAUGGUCGAUACUGGAGCCUAUGCGAGCAUCCUCUUUUAUAACACUUUCAAGAAGAUGGGGAUCGACAAGAAGGAUGUGCAGCCUUGUCGGGAACGUAUCCAAGGCUUCAAUGGACAGUCAACAACCCCGGUCGAUCAAGUAGUGUUGCCGAUCAGGCUGGGGGAAAAAGGGCAACCCACGAGAACGGUCCUAGAUACUUUUAAGAUCGUGGAUUGCCCGAGCGAGUACAAUGCCAUUCUGGGCAUGACAACACUUUACAAGCUGAGAGCUGUCGUCUCCAUCUUCCACUACUCCAUCAAAUUCCCGAUCUCGGAAGGAGAAGGUACUCACCACGGAGAUCAGAGGGAAGCAAGGGAGUGCGUUCUAACCAUUCCACGAACAAAGAUACACGCAGCUAACUCCAUCCCCAAUACCUAG
Messenger RNA from Striga hermonthica, 858 nucleotides. The record is from the annotation of a GenBank genome assembly. NCBI's taxonomy places the organism in Eukaryota, Viridiplantae, Streptophyta, Magnoliopsida, Lamiales, Orobanchaceae.